Daphnia pulicaria is the source of this 1404-nucleotide messenger RNA. RefSeq lists its product as uncharacterized. Gene Ontology annotation, cellular component: basement membrane. Gene Ontology annotation, biological process: cell-matrix adhesion. Bases 86 to 1300 code for a protein of 404 amino acids. The transcript has 9 exons. Lineage: Eukaryota; Metazoa; Arthropoda; Branchiopoda; Diplostraca; Daphniidae. The record is from RefSeq and is a predicted model, not a curated record.
GUAUAUCCUAAAUAUCUUAUUGUAGAUGUGAAACGAGCACUGAAGCGCACAAGUUAUAUAGUGACAAAAGAAUAUUGUGACAAAGAUGAAGUAUUUUUACAUGUUGUUUUUGUUUGCUGCCUCGUUAGAAGUGAGUUUUGGAUGCCCUCUGGAAUGCAGUCAAGUGACAUGUGCACAGAGUUUCAAUCCAUUUGAUUGCCCAUCAAACACUCUGUACUCCAACACUGCUGCACUAUGCGGUUGUUGCCCAGGAUGUGUCCGGCUUAAAGGACCCAAUGAAGUGUGUCAAAGUAACACCAACUUAACCUUUGAUGUGACAAACUUUUACACGGUAAAGGGAUCAAUUAUCCUGAAUGCAACUGAUGUUCCACCUGUUGUGGCAUCUCAAGAAUGUGCUCCAGGAUUGACCUGUGACAACAGCCGAUGUUCUAAUUCCAAAUACACGUGCACCACGCCAGACAUCAGCAACUCGAAAUGGUCGCCCGAAUGCGAUAUCGACGGAUCCCACAAGGCGUUGCAAUGCAAAUCCAACGGAGCUGAUCCUCGCUGCUUCUGCUACAGCAAGGAAGGCAAACGCAUUUUUGGCUCCGACUGGAACACGAAGGAAAAGCGCGACAAAAUGAAAUGCCAAUGCGCCAGACUGGUUGAUAACCUCAUCAAGAACCAGGAGAAGGACGGCUAUAAAAACAACGACCUCACCUAUCACUGCUCAUCCAACGGCAAUUUCGAGCCCCUACAGUGCAACCGUGGAAUGUGUUACUGUGCCAACACGCAAACGGGCCAGCCCGUCUCAUUCGUCGUCAACGCUCAAAUGUGGAAAACGCUGCCCUGCUAUAACGCGACCACCAUGGGAUUCGAUUACCUCAAGAUUUGCGACAGUCAAGCCAACGCGUUGGCUCUAAUCAAGAAAGAGAUGCGCUACCACGGAGGUAAUCCAAUCACGCUGGCAGCCCCGCAAUGCGACCCCGACGGAUCCUUCUACGCUAAGCAGUGCGACGGCAACCAGUGCUACUGCCGCUCACGUGCAAACGAAAAUAUCGGGACUUACUCCACCCAGCUCAACACGGACCCGGAGGUGACGCAAGAAUGCCUUUGCGCUCGUGACAAAGUGAUUUUUCAGGAUGCCAAUAAAGCGCACGAAUACAUUUGCAACAGCGGAGGCGAUUACGAGCCCAUGCAAACGAUCGGAGGCUCCGCCUUUUGCAUGGAUCGCGACGGUUUCAUCACCUCUGAAUACGUGCCAGUCGCAGACAAGUGCACUCUACCGUGCAAAACCGCCGAGAUGUGUCCGAUUCGCUAGGAGAAAACCUUGAUUGCCCAUAACAAAAUAUAUGUAAUAAUAAUUUACGCAGUUUGUAUAACGUCAACACACACAAAAAUCGAAACAAUAAAUCUUGAAAAAUA